CACACCGACCAGACAUUUUACAAUACUCUCCACCACAUCCACCAGCCCGUCAAUCACGUCCUCAGCUUCAACAAACGGCCUGUCAACCACAUUGUCUGAAACAACAACCAGCCCAUCGAUAACAAUGUCCAGCACAACAGUCAGCCCAUAUACUACAAUCUCCAAAUUAAUCACUGGCGUAUCCACAACAAUGUCCAACACAAUGACAGGCCCUUCCACAUCACAAUCCACCAUAAUGACCAGCUCAUUGAAUACAUUGUCAAGAACACCAGGUCUAUCAACAACAUUACACAGCACACUGGCCAGUUCACCAACCAUGUUCUCCAGCGCAACAACAAGCCAAUUGACAACACAAUCCAUCAUAACUACCGGCCAGCUGUCAACUGUGCCUGAAAUAACAAGCGGCACAACCUUGACAAUGACCAGCACGAUAACUAACCCGUCGUCCACAUUAUCUGAAUCAACUCUCUGCCCAUCGACAACAAUAUCCACAACAAAUACAGGCCCGUUGACAACACUGUCCAGCACAACUGCCACUCAAUCAACCACGUUGUCCAGCACAUCGAAUAGACAAUCGACUAAACAAUCCAGCAUAACUACCAGCCCAUUGUCCACAGUCUCUGAAACAACCACAGGUCCAUUGACAACACCACCAAGUAUAACAAACAGCUCAUCAACCAUAUCCACCGAAAUAACAACUAGAAAAUCGACGACAGUCUCCAGCACAAAAACCGGGCCAUGGACCACAUCUUCAGGAACAACAGCCAGCCCAGUGACCAUUUCCAGUACACAAACCGUUCCAUCUACAAUACUCUCCAGCACAUCGACCAGCCCGUCAGUCACGUCCUCAGGGUCAAAAACCAGCCGGUCAACCACAUUGUCUGAAACAAGCAGCUCAUUGAAAACAACGUUCAGCACAGAGGCCAGCCCAUUUACUACAAUCUCCAAAACAACCACCGAAAUAUCAACUACAUUGCCUGAAGCAUCAGGUCAAUCGACAACAUUGUCCAGCACAUCAAACAUAUUCUCCAGCACACCGACCGGUCCAUCUACAUUACUCUCCAGCACACCGACCGGUCCAUCUACAUUACUCUCCAGCACACCGACCGGUCCAUCUACAUUACUCUCCAGCACAUCAACCAGCUCAUCAAUCAUGACCUCAGGCUCAACAUCUGGCCUGUCAACCUCAUUGUCUGAAACAACAACCAGCUUAUCGAAAACAAGCACAAUAGCCAGUCCAUCAACCAUAUUAUUCAGCACUACGACCAGUCAAUUGACAACAGAGUCCAGCGUAACCACCAGUCCUUUGUCAACUGUGCCUGAAACAACGACUGGCCAAGCAACGACCAGCUUGACGUCCACGUUAGCCAAAUCAACGCUUUACCCAUCGACAACAUUGUUCAGGACAACCACAGGCCCAUCGACAACACUGUCCAGCACAGCUGCUACUCAAUCAAACAUGUUGUCCAGCACAACAACUAGCCAAGCGACCAAACAAUCCAGCAUAACUACCAGCCCAUUCUCCACAGCAACAACCACAGGCCUAUGGACAACUCCGCCCAGCAUAACAAACAGCUCAUCAAUCAAACUGUCAACCAUAUCUUCAGGAACAACAACCGGCCCAGUGACCACCAUUUCCAGCACACCGACCAGACAUUUUACAAUACUCUCCACCACAUCCACCAGCCCGUCAAUCACAUCCUCAGCUUCAACUAAUGGCCUGUCAACCACAUUGUCUGAAACAACAACCAGCCCAUCGAUAACAAUGUCCAGCACAACAUAUAACAAACAGCUCAUCAACCACAUCUUCCGAAAUAACAGCCAGAAAAUCAACAUCACUCUCCACAACAACAACUCGACCGUCGACCACAUCUUCAGAAACAAUAACCAGCCCAAGGACCACCACUUCCAGCACACCCACUGGGCCAUCUGCAAUACUCUCCAGCACAUCGACCAGCCCACCAGACACUUCCUCAGGCUUAACAAUCGGCCUGUCAACCACAUUGUUCGAAACAACAACCAGCCUAUUCAAAACAAGCACAACACCCAGUCCAUCAACCGUAUUAUCCAGCACAACAGCUAA
This is a messenger RNA of Pristis pectinata (smalltooth sawfish), 2083 nucleotides long. RefSeq names its product mucin-5AC-like. The record is from RefSeq and is a predicted model, not a curated record. The transcript has 2 exons. The coding region runs from base 125 to 2083 and encodes 652 amino acids. Lineage: Eukaryota; Metazoa; Chordata; Chondrichthyes; Rhinopristiformes; Pristidae.